CAAGAAAAUAUAUACUACAUUGCACGUAGCAAUUAAUGAUCUCUAGAGAGGGCAUAUAUGCAAAAAAAGAUCAUCACUAUUUGCAGAUGGAGACAUGUCAUUGCUCCUUAUGAGGCCAUUUUUGUGGCCGGUGCGUCCCCUGGUCCAAAGACAACGCUCCUCCUUUCCUUUAGUCCUUCCAAAACCGGCCAUGACCAAUGCAAACACACUGUCACUGACUGACCAUGCACAAAUCAAAUCAUUAUUCACAACAGCUAAUCUCCAUCACUCUCCCUACAUGCCAUAGUACUACUUUAUAUAACCCCAUGUCAUGUCCUUUGGGUGAGCAUCUCAAAUCAGAUCAUCUCAAGUUCCCAAACCCUAGCUAUCUCUGCUGGUCUCCCCCAAGCUCUCCUUUAUAUAACACAAACUACAUCAUCUCCUUUCUCUUGUGUGCAACAUCACAAACACAACCUUUCACUCCCAUCUUGGCUUUCUUUCCUGUCUCUAGCUUAGCUACCUGUUGCUUCCAAGCUGAGAAAAACCAAGCAAAAGAAGCUGUUUGUGUGCCUUUCCAAGGUAUAGAUUUGCAUGCAUAUACACUUUAUCCUGUCCAGUUAGAAACUUAUAUAAGGACUUAGUGAAAAAAAAAAUGCAUCCUAAUGGCGCGCCGCUGGCCGUGCCACCGGGUUUCCGGUUCCAUCCGACGGACGAGGAAUUGCUCUACUACUACCUGAGGAAGAAGGUUGCUUAUGAGGCCAUAGAUCUCGACGUCAUCAGGGAGAUUGACCUCAACAAGCUUGAGCCUUGGGAUCUCAAAGAUCGAUGCAGGAUUGGGACGGGGGCGCAGGAGGAGUGGUACUUCUUCAGCCACAAGGACAAGAAGUACCCGACGGGGACGAGGACCAACCGCGCCACGGUGGCCGGCUUCUGGAAGGCCACCGGCCGUGACAAGGCCAUCUUCCUCGGCAGCGGCGGCGGCACGAGGAUUGGCCUGAGGAAGACGCUGGUGUUCUACACCGGAAGGGCCCCGCACGGCAAGAAGACCGACUGGAUCAUGCACGAGUACCGCCUCGACGACGACAAUGUCGACGUCCCGGAGGAAGGAUGGGUGGUGUGUAGGGUAUUCAAGAAGAAGAGCAUCCAUCAGAGGGGCUUCGACCAGCCGGACAUGGCGGCGGCGGCCGACGAGGACGAGCUCCGGUACCAGCUGCUCCACGGCGCGGGCAUGUCGUCGUCGCCGGUCGACCAGAAGCACGUGCUCCUCCAAGAGCAGCUCGUCGCGCACGGCGCCCAUGGCGGCGGCUUCGUCGUCCCGGCGUUCGAAGCCUCCAUGCACCUCCCGCAGCUCGCCAGCGCCGACGCGGCGCCGUGCGGCGGCGGCGGCGGCGGCCAUGUCGCGUUCGCCUCCAUGAACCCGCUCGACGCCGCCGGCUGCGGCUCGCAGAACAUGAUGACGAUGAAGAUGGCAGCGACAUCCGGUGGCGAGAUGCUGCUGAUGAGCGGCGGCGGCGUCGACGGCGGCCGCUUCGGCGCCGCCGCCGACUGGUCGAUCCUUGACAAGCUCCUGGCGUCGCACCAGAACCUCGACCAGCUCUUCCAUGGCAAGGUCGCCGGAGCGCAUCAGCAGCAGCAGCAGAUGGCCAUGGACGCCGCCUCGUCGUUGCAGAGGUUGCCGUUCCACCAUUACCUCGGGUUGGAAGCUGCAGAUCUUCUCAAGUUUUCUAUGUAGAAAUUUUUUAGCUAUAUGUAAUGUAGUAUCUGCUUCUUGAUUAAUUAAGCAGGCGAAUUCUUGUUUUUUUUUCUCUUCUAGUUUUGUCAAAUUAUUAGUACUAGUUUCAGUUUGAUAAGGUUAAUAUCGGAGUUCUGCUAGCUACUGGCCUACUGUUCUAUAAGCAUGUGUAUACAGACAGUCUGAAUGCCGUAUGAACUUCUUUCUAAAUGUUUCAAUUCAAGUUUGUUCAUCUCGAAU
Molecule: messenger RNA, 1951 nt
Organism: Oryza sativa Japonica Group (Japanese rice)
Lineage: Eukaryota; Viridiplantae; Streptophyta; Magnoliopsida; Poales; Poaceae
Source: RefSeq, a predicted model, not a curated record